GUACAAACAACCGAUCAUCGAUAAGCCUCAAACUUUCUCCGUUUCCACUGCGUUGUCCGCCAUGUCGUCCUCCAAACGGAAUCCGGAAAAGCAAGCAAAGAACGAAUACAUCCCCCACUUUAUCGCCAAAAAGCCCUUCUACCUAGAAGACAACACCGAAGGAGACUAUCGUAAGUCCGUCUCAAUUCAUUACCGGCGACCACGGAGCUAACAGUCCAAAAGUCGAGCAUCAGCGCCUACAGAAUAAGAAAGACCUCGACCUCGCCAACCAAAAAUGGUACGACAGAGGUAAACGCGCCGGUCCGGCUGCCACCAAGUUCCGUAAGGGAGCCUGCGAGAACUGUGGAGCAAUGACGCACAAAGUGAAAGACUGCCUCUCGCGGCCACGGAAGAAGGGUGCUAGGUGGACUGGCCAAGACAUACAAGCCGAUGAAAUAAUCCAAGAGGUGGAGCUAGGUUGGGAUGGGAAGCGGGACCGCUGGAACGGCUACGAUUCGCACGAGCACAAAAUGGUGGUGGAAGAGCACAUACGCAUGGAGGAACUCCGCCGUGAGAGCGAGCGGAAGAGUACCGAAGAUGCGGAAAUGGAAGGUGGGGGCGAUGAGGACAAGUACGCAGAGGAAUCCGAAAUGCCCGGACAGACGUACGAUGCUGCAAGCCGCAUAUCCACCCGGAACUUGCGGAUCAGGGAGGACACGGCAAAGUAUCUCCUCAAUCUAGACCUCGACUCUGCUAAGUACGACCCGAAAACGAGAACCAUGGUUGACCGCGGCGCAACCCAGGACCAAGCUGCCGCUCUAGUCGAAGAAGACAACUUCAUGCGCUCUUCUGGCGAUGCCGCAGAAUUUGAACGUCUCCAGCGCGCGGCCUGGGAAUCACGGGAACGCGGGAACAAGACGAAGAUGCACCUGCAAGCAAAUCCCACCGAAGCAGAACACAUCAAGAAGAAAGAGCAACAAGUCGCGGAGGAGAGACGUGCGAGGGAAAAGAAAGCGCUUCUGGAACGUUAUGGCGGCGAGCAGCACUUGGUGGAUAAACCGCCCGUACUCGAAGAGGAGGAGAGGUACAUCGAAUACACCCCCUCCGGGCAGGUCAAGGGCCGGGAAAAGGCCGUUGCGAAGUCGAAGUACACGGAGGACAAACUCAUCAAUAAUCAUACCGCCGUGUGGGGGUCCUGGUGGCAGAGCUUCAAGUGGGGUUUUGCAUGCUGUCAUUCUACCGUCAAGAAUAGUUACUGCACGGGCGAAGAGGGGAUUAGAGCUGCCGAAGAGGCCGAUAAGUUGCGCUUGGGAUUGAUGGAGCCGCCCGCUCCGCGGAAGGCCGAGCAGGAGAAGCAAGAGGAACAAGAGGGGGUAGAGGAGGAGGACGCUGUGAAGGACAAGUCUAAAGAAAAGGAUGGAGAGGGCCACGUUGAAAAGGGGAAGAGAAAGCUCAAGGAAUUGAGAGACGGCGUUACGGAGGAAGAUAUGGAGCAGUACCGGAAACAGCAAAAGCUCUAUAACGAUCCUAUGGCGAACUUUGUAGACACGGUAUAAGUUGGUUCAUUCUCGGUAUUUUGUCAAUCACUUUCCUUCUUUCUUUCCAGCUUGGGUAUUUUCUUCAUUCACUUUUUCUGUGCGUAUGAUAGGUGUCAUUCAAUCGGUGUACGGAAUUUCCACUUUGUCUAUUAAUUCACAAUCAAACCCGCUAGGUUAGAAACAAGAAAAAAGGUCAAAAAUCUCAUGACAAUAAUGCAAACAA
Messenger RNA from Tuber aestivum (summer truffle), 1740 nucleotides. The record is from the annotation of a GenBank genome assembly. NCBI's taxonomy places the organism in Eukaryota, Fungi, Ascomycota, Pezizomycetes, Pezizales, Tuberaceae.